Messenger RNA from Pomacea canaliculata, 2184 nucleotides. RefSeq lists its product as uncharacterized. The transcript has 9 exons. NCBI's taxonomy places the organism in Eukaryota, Metazoa, Mollusca, Gastropoda, Architaenioglossa, Ampullariidae. Bases 161 to 1696 code for a protein of 511 amino acids. The record is from RefSeq and is a predicted model, not a curated record.
AUGUCAGGGUCACUUUGUUUACACAAAACCUAUCUGGCACAUCUGGUGCAUUUUUCAGAAAACUGGUCAUAGUAGGGACUAAAGCUAAUUUGAAGUGGUGGAUACAUUGUGCGUGUGACAUUCUGAAAGAUCAUUUGACUCCACUCCUCGACAUCAUAGGAUGUCGUCAGAAAUCGUCCCAGAGGUGGGCGCACCGGAAGAGUGUCUAGCGAUGAUUUCGCCCGAUGACAUCGAGACGAUCCGAACUCUCUUCCAGCAGCGGCCUGAUUUGUGGGAUGAUUUCAAGACCCUGACUGAAGUUGUGGACUGUCUGAACGACCACGUGACAGAUUACCGGAAAGUACGCGGUUUGUUAAAGAGAAUCUACCUCAGCACCACUGUAAAUUCAGAGAAAGGGAGGGAAGCGUUCUCUCGCUUUGCCGCCGCCUUACAGUUUGCUGAGAAAAGUGUGAAGUUUAUGAGGCAGACGAUGAUAAAGAAAGGGCUGACGUACAUCACACAGUUCACUUUUCCGCUCCGAGAUGUCGAGAGCUUAUGCCUAUUUUUAUUAAGAUUCAUGUUUCUUGAUUGUACAUGCUGUAGCAAGGACUUUGCCACACAACUUGCAAAGACAGGUGUGCUGCAGGACUUCAUGGAAGAUCUGAAGCACAUGAAGAACCAGUCAGCUGAGCGUUUGAAGAAAGGCAAUGUUUUCAAACAUGCCAUAGGUAUCAUAAUCAACUGCUGUCGAACCUUUGAUGGAGUAGCCAUAGUGAGGGCAAUGAAUAUAAAGGAGGACCUUAAACCUUUUCUUUCCAAAGAUGAUCAUGAUAUUCAAGAACUUGCGCUCUGCGCCCUUAGUUUCCUCGUUGAAGACGAUGAACUGGACCUGAUGAAAGUCAACAAAUUGCUGCUGCAAUAUUGGUUCCAGUGUAUAUACGGGGCUGCAGACUCAAAAAGUCAAAGCCAUAAUGGAUGGUUGAUGGAAGAAGUUCUAGCCUUCUUAUCGAGACUCGCCAGGAAUGAUUACAACAAGCGUUUGAUUUUACGAACUGGUGGGUUAAAAAUGCUGGGCAUGGUUCUUGAAAGUAGGACGGAGGUGGAGCAAGCGAAUGCAAUCAAGCUUCUGACUCAGCUUGCAGUGGAAACAGAAGGCAAACUGCUGAUGCAGGCAGAUACCAGUCUUUUGACGACUGUUUCAAAACUAGAAUCGGAUGAGAACAGACCAUUCCGUGAACAAGCUGCUGACCUUCUAAGGACAAUCCACGAAAUAAACACGACACCUGUCCAGCAAGAAAUACUAACACUUCUAAAAGACCGAGUGAACGCGCUGGCCAUCCUUGACACCAGUGAGGUCGGCUUUGUACUCUAUCAGCUUCAGGUCCUCGCCACUGGAGGUCGCCACAGCCACAAGGAUUUCUCCGCCAUUCAGCUUCUAGAAGUCUUGUCACUCUUCGUCAAAAGAGACAAACGAAAACAACAGAUGACAACUCAAGGACUGGAUACACUGUGCUACUUCCUGGGGAAAGGUGAGGAUGCAGAGAAAAGAUUGGUGCUUGGUAUCGUCCUGGAUAUUGUGUCCGACACGGAGGCUCUUAGAUUGGUAAAGAAUCACUCAGGUUUUGUUGCAUUGCUGGAUGGACUGCGAGCUUCUGAAAAUGAAGAACUUUCUCAAAAGGCUAAUCUCAUCUUAUGUGCUAUUGACCAGAAAAUGUAAAAACUUGUCGUGUCUGAAGUAUAAUACUCAGUGGUAUUUGUAAGUUAGUGCACAAUAUUAAUAUCAAAGACAGUUACAUUUGGUGCACGCAGCAACCACUGAACAACUGUUCUCCUUUUCAGUCUAUAGAACAUAGAAACAUUGUUCUCUUCAAAUUUCGGAUUAAUAAGCAUUCUUAGUUUUAAGAAUUGUUUUAUACAGUUACUUAUAUGGUUGUCGUUUUACUAUUAUAUAAGGCUUUUCUAAUUUAACCACAGUAACCUGCACUCGCUAAUGCAUUCUUUCUUCAUCUGUGACUGUGAUAAUGCAGGUGAUAAGAUUUACGAAGUGAAUAAUUUUAAUUAUUUUUGGUUAAUCUCAAUUUCAUGUUAAAACUUUUAUUUAUUCUGUUUAAAAUGUAUUCACUAAACUGUUCUCCACUAUACAUUCCAAAAUCUGUGUAAAGCAGGUGAAGACUCAAUAUUUAAUAAAUUACGUAUUAUUGUUAA